CAGGUUGCUUAUAGAAGUCGGUGGGAUUUCCUUUCUGGAAUAAAGGAUAUUUUUAUGUUUCUUCUUAGUGCUCCAAUAUUACCCUCUGCUAAAAAAUAAAAAUAAGACUACAACAACACUAUUCUGUCCUCGGGACAGCAGCUUUGAAAACAGUUCCAUCACAUCAUGUAUGAGAGUAAAACGAGAAACAUGUUUUUAACCCGAGCACUGGAGAAGAUUUUAGCCGAUAAGGAGGUGAAAAAAGCUCACCAUUCCCAGUUGCGCAAAGCCUGUGAGGUGGCACUAGAGGAAAUUAAAGAAGAAACAGAGAAGCGGAGUCCCCCUCCUGGAGACGACAACACUGAUUCCAGUGCUCUACCACCGGUCAAGUCCAAGGAUACCGUCAUAGAAGCAGACAAGUACUUCCUGCCGUUUGAGUUAGCCUGCCAGUCCAAAUGUCCUCGCAUUGUCAUCACAUCUCUAGAUUGUUUACAGAAACUCAUUGCUUAUGGCCACCUCACUGGAAACGCACCAGACAACACCACACCUGGUAAGAGGUUGAUCGAUAGAAUCAUCGAGACGAUAUGUGGCUGCUUUCAAGGCCCUCAGACAGACGAAGGUAUUCAGCUGCAAAUUAUAAAGGCUCUGCUGACAUCGGUGACCUCUCAACACAUCGAAAUCCACGAGGGCACAGUGCUGCAGGCGGUCAGGACUUGCUACAACAUAUACCUGGCCAGCAAGAACCUCAUCAACCAGACCACGGCCAAGGCCACCCUCACACAGAUGCUCAAUGUCAUCUUUGCACGAAUGGAGAACCAAGCACAUUCAAAUCACAGGAUACGUUGGUCUGGGUCGUCCAGAAAGCAAGUGCGUCAGCUCCAGGAGGCCAGACAGAUGGAGAAGGAGCGUCUGAGACAGCAGCAGUCACCAGUCAGCCAACAGGGGCAGGAGCCUCCUGCAUCGCCCCGACAGGACCAGGAGCCUCCUGCAUCGCCCCGCCAGAACCAGGAGCCCCCUGCCUUGCCCCAGCAGAAACCUCCUGCCUCUCCUCAUCUGGAGCCCCCUGCCUCCCCUAAACAGGAGCAGCACACCGCCUCACCCCCACCUCAGGAGGAGGCCACCAAGGUGCCUGAGCAGAACACUCGUGAGGACCUGGAGCCUGAGAAAGGCUCUGUGUUCUGCAGUGCUGAGAACGAGCAGACUGAGGCGGACCAGGCUACUGCAGCUGCUGCACAGGGUUUGUCACAACAAGAUGCUGAGGGGAUUGUUGAGGAAGAACCAGUCAACUAUGAGGAGCAGGCUCAAGAGAUGGUCCAGACCAUUCUGCAGGAAGUUGUCAAUACAGUUGUUGGAGAAUGCAGGGAGAGUGUGUGCAGCGCUACAGAGUGUGCAGACGAUACGGCAGUCGUGGUGGAGGAGGAGGGCGGGCUGGGCAGGGACACAGAGAACGUCCAUGCCAACGGUAUCCCUGGCACGCCCAUAUCUACCGGCUUCACCCCCUCACUGACGGAUGACAGGAUCUCUGUCUCCUCUAACGACACUCAGGAAUCUGGAGCUACGAGCGGUUCGUCUCCUGUUGCUAAGUUCUCCCAUAUCCUCCAGAAGGAUGCCUUUCUAGUUCUCCGCUCUCUCUGUAAACUGUCUAUGAAGCCACUGUCUGAUGGACCUCCUGAUCCUAAAUCUCACGAGCUACGCUCCAAGGUGCUGUCCCUCCAGCUGCUCCUGUCCAUCCUGCAGAACGCGGGGCCCAUCUUCAAGACCAACGAGAUGUUCAUCAACGCCAUCAAGCAGUACCUGUGUGUGGCGCUGUCCAAGAACGGCGUCUCCUCUGUCCCCGAGGUCUUCGAGCUCUCGCUCUCCAUCUUCCUCACCCUCCUCUCCCACUUCAAGACUCACCUCAAGAUGCAAAUCGAGGUGUUUUUCAAGGAGAUCUUCCUCUACAUUCUGGAGACGUCCACCAGCUCCUAUGAUCAUAAAUGGAUGGUGAUCCAGAGCCUCACCAAGAUCUGUGCAGACGCCCAGAGUGUGGUGGAUAUCUAUGUCAACUACGACUGUGACCUGAAUGCUGCUAAUAUAUUUGAGAGGCUGGUCAAUUACCUAUCAAAGAUAGCACAGGGUAGAGUGGGGCAUGAGCUUGGCACCACACCUUCUCAGGAGCUGAGCUUGAGGAAAAAGGGUCUGGAGUGUCUGGUGUCCAUCCUCAAGUGUAUGGUGGAGUGGAGCAAUGAUCAGUAUGUGAACCCUAACUCUCAGACCAGUCUAGGCCAGGAAAAGCAUGUGGAUCAGGAGCCCAGUGAGAGCACCAAGCCCCCAGAGAGUAUCAACCACUACGGCAGCCUAAACUCUCUGGACUCCACCGCCUCCUCAGGCAUCGGCUCCUACAGCACCCUCAUGUCAGGAACGGACAACGCAGAGCAGUUCGAGGUCCUCAAGCAGCAGAAAGAGAUCAUCGAGCAAGGCAUUGACCUGUUCAACAAGAAGCCAAAGAGGGGCAUCCAGUACCUGCAGGAGCAAGGGAUGCUGGGUACCACACCAGAGGACCUAGCCCAGUUCCUGCACCAGGAGGAGAGGCUAGACUCUACUCAGGUUGGUGAGUUCAUCGGGGAUAACGAGCGCAUUAAUAAAGAGGUGAUGUACGCCUACGUUGACCAGAUGGAUUUCCAAGGCAAGGACUUUGUCUCGGCUCUGCGUCUGUUCCUGGAGGGCUUCCGUCUGCCCGGAGAGGCCCAGAAGAUAGAUCGGCUCAUGGAAAAAUUUGCGGCCAGAUAUUUAGAAUGUAACCAAGGGCAAACUGAGUUCGCCAGUGCAGAUACAGCCUACGUCCUGGCUUAUUCAAUCAUUAUGCUGACAACAGACCUUCACAGUCCACAAGUGAAGAAUAAAAUGACUAAAGAGCAAUACAUCAAGAUGAACCGAGGAAUCAAUGACAGCAAAGAUUUACCUGAGGAGUACCUGUCAGCCAUUUACGAUGAAAUCGCAGGGAAGAAAAUAGCCAUGAAUGAAACCAAAAAAUUAACCCUCAAAUCCAGCAAACAAAGUGUGGCCAGUGAGAAGCAGCGGCGUCUGCUGUAUAACGUAGAGAUGGAGCAGAUGGCUAAGACAGCCAAGGCCCUGAUGGAGGCAGUCAGCCACGUCCAGGCUCCCUUCACCAGCGCCACGCACCUAGACCACGUCAGGCCCAUGUUCAAGUUGGCAUGGACCCCGUUCUUAGCAGCGUUCAGUGUGGGUCUUCAGGACUGUGAUGACACUGGGGUAGCCUCUCUGUGUCUGGAGGGGAUCCGCUGUGCCAUCAGGAUAGCCUGCAUCUUCACCAUCCAACUGGAGCGUGAUGCGUACGUCCAGGCCCUGGCGCGGUUCACCCUGCUCACAGCCAGCUCUGGUAUCUCUGAGAUGAAGCAGAAGAACAUUGACACCAUCAAGACUCUCAUCACCGUUGCCCACACUGAUGGAAACUACCUGGGCAACUCCUGGCAUGAGAUCCUGAAGUGUAUCAGUCAGUUGGAGCUGGCCCAGCUAAUCGGGACAGGGGUGAAGGCUCGCUACCUCUCAGGGACGGUCCCAGCCAAAGGGGGCCUCCUGGCCAGCCUGAGAGAGCAGGCCUCAGACAGCUCAGAGUACCUGGGACUGGUUGGAGGUAAUGUGGACCGUAAACAAAUAGCCAGUAUUCAGGAGUCCAUUGGAGAGGCAAGCUCCCAGAGUGUAGUCGUUGCUGUUGACAGGAUAUUUACUGGUUCUACCAGACUUGAUGGCAAUGCAAUAGUUGAUUUUGUCCGGUGGUUGUGUGCUGUAUCAAUGGACGAGCUUGCCUCACCAACACAUCCGCGUAUGUUUAGCCUUCAGAAGAUUGUGGAGAUUUCCUACUACAACAUGGGCCGCAUCAGGCUUCAAUGGUCUAGAAUUUGGGAAGUCAUCGGGGACCAUUUUAACAAGGUUGGAUGUAACUCCAACGAGGAUGUGGCUAUAUUUGCUGUUGACUCCCUGAGGCAGCUGUCUAUGAAAUUCUUAGAAAAAGGAGAGCUCGCAAACUUCCGAUUCCAGAAGGAUUUCUUGAGGCCUUUUGAACAUAUCAUGAAAAAGAACAGGUCUCCUACCAUUCGAGACAUGGUGGUGAGGUGUAUAGCUCAGAUGGUGAACUCCCAGGCUGGGAACAUCCGGUCGGGGUGGAAGAACAUCUUCUCAGUGUUCCACCUGGCAGCCUCGGACCAGGACGGGAGCAUCGUAGAGCUUGCCUUCCAAACCACCGGCUACAUCGUCACUAACGUAUUUGAGAAGCACUUCCCGGCCACCAUUGACUCUUUCCAGGAUGCUGUGAAGUGUCUGUCUGAGUUUGCCUGCAACGCCUCCUUCCCUGACACCAGCAUGGAGGCCAUCCGCCUCAUACGCCACUGUGCCAAAUAUGUGUCUGAGAGGCCACAGGCCUUCAAAGACUACACCAGCGAUGACAUGAAUGUAGGCCCGGAGGACCGGGUGUGGGUGCGAGGAUGGUUCCCCAUCCUGUUUGAGCUCUCCUGCAUCAUCAACCGGUGUAAACUGGACGUCAGGACCAGGGGCUUGACUGUGAUGUUUGAGGUGAUGAAGACCUACGGUCACACCUACAAGAAACACUGGUGGCAGGAUCUGUUCAGGAUCAUCUUUAGGAUCUUUGACAACAUGAAACUUCCAGAGCAGCAAACUGAGAAAGCUGAAUGGAUGACCACCACCUGUAACCAUGCACUUUACGCCAUCUGUGAUGUCUUCACUCAGUACUUUGAGCCUCUCAGCGAUAUUCUCCUGGAUGAUAUCCUGUCCCAACUGUACUGGUGUGUGCAACAAGACAACGAGCAGCUGGCGCGCUCAGGGACCAACUGUCUGGAAAAUGUGGUCAUUCUGAACGGGGAGAAGUUCAGCCCAGAGAUAUGGGACAAAACCUGCAACUGUAUGCUGGACAUCUUCAAAACAACCAUCCCUCAUGCGUUACUGACGUGGAGACCAGCAAGAGCAGAGGGGGAGCUGAUGUCACAGUACGACCUCUCAAACCUGGACUCCAUAUCCCAGAAGUCAGUGGACAUUCAGACUCGUACGGAGGACCAGCAGUCAGUGUGCAGUGUGGACAGGAUCUCCCUGGAGAACCAGAGGCAGAGGACGUACAGCGGCUCCUCGGGCACAUAUGAGGAUGGCCCCAGAGCUAGGAACCCAGCCAAGGUGCAGGAGCAGAGGUUAUUCUCAGCGCUGCUCAUUAAGUGUGUUGUGCAGCUGGAGUUGAUCCAGACGAUAGACAACAUGGUCUUCUUCCCCGCCACCAGCAGGAAGGAGGACGCAGAGAACCUGGCUGCUGCACAGAGAGACACAGUAGAUGCAGAUGUCCAGUUGGAGGCCCAGGACCAGGGAAUGUACCACUAUCUGACCUCGGAUCAGCUCUUCAAACUGCUAGACUGUCUGCUGGAGUCCCACUGCUUCGCCAAGGCCUUUAACUCCAACAACGAGCAGAGGACUGUCCUGUGGAAGGCAGGUUUCAAGGGGAAGUCCAAACCCAACCUGUUGAAGCAGGAGACCAACAGUCUGGCCUGUGGCCUCCGCAUCCUGUUCCGCAUGUACACAGACGACAGCCGCAAGGCAGCCUGGGAGGAGGUGCAGAGACGACUGCUCAAUGUGUGUGGGGAGGCCCUGGCCUACUUCCUCACUCUGACGUCAGAGAGCCACCGAGAAGCCUGGACCAAUCUCCUCCUCCUCUUCCUCACCAAGGUCGUAAAGAUCAGCGAUGACAGGUUCAAGGCCCAUGCAUCCAGGUACUACCCGCUUCUCUGUGAGAUCAUGCAGUUUGACCUGAUUCCAGAACUCCGGGCCGUGCUACGUAAGUUCUUUCUCCGCAUCGGCAACGCCUUCGACAUCUCACUGCUGCCUAGUCACCGAGAGGAGCAAGGGCCUGCUGGGAGCCAGUGACAUCAUCACUAGUGGACCAGCACAGGACACAGGCUGCUCAGUCUCUCUCUGGGGUGGGUGAGGGGAAGGAUGCAUCCCAAAUGGCACCCUUUUCCUUGUGUAAUGCACUACUUUUGACCAGGACUCAUAGGGCUCUGGUCAAAAGUAUUGCACUAUAUAGGGAAUAGGGUGCCAUUUGGGACACAGACGAAGAGGUGGAACCCUCUGUUACUGUGAACUCUGCCCCAGUGAGGGCCACAAGGGAUUCUUAAAGUGGACUGCAGUUAGCUGGAAGUGGUGGAUCCUGCAGAAUGGUACUGGAAGCUCCUUCAUGGAUCCUCCAGGCUGCACACAGUGAUGUUCCUGUCUGAGAUUAACUAUUGACAGUAGUGUGGUGAGUGGGGCCCACAAAAGCACUGAAUGAAUGGCUUCCUUGUACAGCAUAGAAAUACUCCACAAGAUCAUACAGAUGGUUAUAAAGGUGCAAUUAUUCUGGUCAUUUCUCCCCCUCUGACCAGAGGGCUAACUAACAUUAUGGAGGGUGUGAUGUGUGCUUUUUGGUAUCUCUUGGCAUUCUUUUAUGGAACAGAGGUAUGAAAUUGUUAGUGAAAAGGAUGAGUAACGUUAGCAGUGAUUUUCUUUUGCACAGCCAUUAGGUACCAAACAGCAGCCCUCAAACUAGACAAUUAAAGUAGCUUUGUAGUAUUGUAAUAUACUAAGGCUGUGUUUACAGACCAGACAGCCCAAUUCUGAUAUUUUUUCCACUAAUUGGUCUUUUCACCAAUCACAAUCAGAUCAAUUAGUGUAAAAAAGAUCAGAAUCAGGCUGCCGGUGUAAACGCAGUCUAAAACCUGUCAUUUGUGUUUUCUUUUGAAAUCUAACAGCACUUGUCAUUUCAUAAGCGCACUGGCAUUUUCUCACUACAACUUAUCCUUACCAUGACACUAAUGUAUGAAAACGAGUAAAUGUUAUUCCAUUCUGUA
This is a messenger RNA of Coregonus clupeaformis (lake whitefish), 6860 nucleotides long. Its product is annotated as brefeldin A-inhibited guanine nucleotide-exchange protein 1. Gene Ontology annotation, biological process: regulation of ARF protein signal transduction. NCBI's taxonomy places the organism in Eukaryota, Metazoa, Chordata, Actinopteri, Salmoniformes, Salmonidae. Gene Ontology annotation, molecular function: guanyl-nucleotide exchange factor activity. The transcript is spliced from 39 exons. Bases 166 to 5898 code for a protein of 1910 amino acids. The record is from RefSeq and is a predicted model, not a curated record.